Molecule: messenger RNA, 2097 nt
Organism: Penicillium cinerascens
Lineage: Eukaryota; Fungi; Ascomycota; Eurotiomycetes; Eurotiales; Aspergillaceae
Exons: 4
Coding region: 1-2097 (698 amino acids)
Biological process (GO): DNA-templated transcription; regulation of DNA-templated transcription
Molecular function (GO): DNA binding; DNA-binding transcription factor activity, RNA polymerase II-specific; zinc ion binding
Source: RefSeq, a predicted model, not a curated record
AUGGCAGGUCCGGAUGACCGCGCAGUGAAUGGCGGACCGACAGACGCGUCGGAUUCAUCCAAGCCAUACUCAUGCGUGAUCUGUCACAAGCGCAAAGUCAAGUGUGAUCGCAACGAGCCAUGCUCAAAUUGUGCCAAGUCCAAUGUUGAGUGCAUCUAUCGCCCUCCGCCGCCGCCCCGUCGUCGCAAACGGGAGCGCGACGCGGGUGGAAGCGCGCCGCAUGAGCGCGACAAGUCGAGGAGGAUGACUGACGGAGAGUCCCUCGUAGAUGAUGUCGAGAACUCUCCCUUGUCUUCCUCCAGGCCAACACCAGAUGAAUUGUUGCUCCAGAAAGGCGGGUCCGGACGGAUGAUCAUGAAGGAUGGCAAUUCGGUCUAUCUUGACAACACACUUUGGACCGCCGUCAGUUACGAGCUUUCAAAUGCAGCAGAUGUAUUGGAGAACGGGUCAGACGGUGAAGACAAUCUGUCCCAAGUUGGCAAUGAUGAACCUAUUGACCUGUUCGGUUCUGCGACUGGAGAGAAUCUCACAGAAAUGCAUCCGAACCAGCUGCAUAUCUUCAAAUUAUGGCAAACGUUUCUCGAGAACGUCAACCCUCUGACCAAAAUUUUGCAUGCUCCCACAGUUCAACAACAGAUCUUAGAAGCGAUGGGUGAUUUGCCCAGCAUUGGCAAGGAACUUGAAGCCUUGAUGUUCUCAAUUUAUUGUAUUGCACUGGUUUCUUUGCCAGCAGCAGACAUCGAAAAAUCAUUUGGAGAAAGCAAAAAGGCGCUUUUGUCGAGAUGUCGACGAGGAGCUCAACUGGCCUUUCGGAACGCCUCGUUCUUGCGAACAUCGAGCACAAUGGUGCUUCAGGCUUUCAUAUUAUAUCUGUUGUCCAUGCGAGCCUUCUCCGACCCACAAACAAUCUGGACUCUGGCCGGCAUUGCAUUACGAAUUGCGCAACGAGUCGGGAUUCACCGGGAUGGCUCCGGAUAUGGCUUAUCAGUAUUCGAGACUGAAAUGCGACGCAGACUAUGGUUCCAGCUGAUGAUCCUAGAUGCCACGUCUGCACAAUUCUGCGGGGUUGCUUCUACCCCGAUGCUAGCCAAUGCAGAUACCCGGCCGCCAAUGAAUGCCAACGACAGUGAUCUCGACCCGCGAAUGACGGAACCAGCCUGCGAGAAACAAGGCCCAACUGAGAUGAUAUUCUGCCUUGCUCGUAGUGAGUUCGGGCGAUGGCUGCGGCGCUGGGGCAAAGAUGGCGGAUCUAAUUCGCCGUGGGCCUUUCUUUCAUCACCAUCAAUGUCCUUGAGAGAAAAGGAUAACGCCAUUAACGAACUGGAGAAUUCGAUGGAGCUGAAGUAUCUCCGAUACUGCGAUAAAUCCAUCCCUCUCCAUUUGGCCGUCACAUUGAUGGCACGAUCAGUCAUAUACUUCACCAGAUUGGUGGCACACCACCCUCGUCAAUACCAGGACCCAAACACCCGCAUCCCAGAGGCAGAGAAGGACACAAUUUUCGAAAACUGUCUGAAGAUGGCAGAGUAUGCAAACUAUGCUCAGACCAAUCCCGAUGUCCAGAGGUUUUCGUGGCACAUAGUGAACCAUCUGCCUUGGGAUGCCAUGAUUUUUAUGUUGUCGGAAAUACAAAAUCGGACCGACCCGGAAGAGAAAAACAGAGUUUGGCAGCUCAUUGGAAAUAUAUACUCGCAACACAUGAGGCAGAUACGCAAAAAUGCCCAGAUGCCCCUGCAUACAGCCCUGCAAAACCUGAUUGUCAAGGCGUGGCGGGCAUACAUCGUUGAGUGUAAUCUCCACCACCGAACCCCAACGCCCUGUCCUACGAUCAUCGCACAGCUAUUGGAAGAUUUCAAGGGUUCCACGGAAACAGCGCCAGCGGGGCAAAGUUCCAGGACGGUCGAGCCAAGUGCUCUCUUCCAAGAUCAAUCUGGCCGCGAAGCCUCGAAUGCGGACUUCGGCGUUGAAGUUGGAAAUUUCGACUUCCUGCUUAGUGAAAGCCCCAUGGACUGGACUGAGUGGGACAAUCUUCUGAACCAGUUUCAGGAAUCACUCGUAGAUGAUUUCGCCUUUAUGCCCGGGCCUGGAUCCCGAAGAUGA